Messenger RNA from Aspergillus glaucus CBS 516.65, 1968 nucleotides. Its product is annotated as UTP25 family protein. Gene Ontology annotation, biological process: maturation of SSU-rRNA from tricistronic rRNA transcript (SSU-rRNA, 5.8S rRNA, LSU-rRNA). Bases 1 to 1968 code for a protein of 655 amino acids. The record is from RefSeq and is a predicted model, not a curated record. Gene Ontology annotation, cellular component: nucleolus; small-subunit processome. The transcript has 4 exons. Gene Ontology annotation, molecular function: U3 snoRNA binding; rRNA binding. NCBI's taxonomy places the organism in Eukaryota, Fungi, Ascomycota, Eurotiomycetes, Eurotiales, Aspergillaceae.
AUGGAUGUCGGAUCAUCAGACAGCGAGGAAGAAGAAGGCCAGCAAACCCACCGGCCGUAUAACGAGUUGCUCCAGUUGCUCCAACCAACCGCCGAAUCUAAAGGACCAGCCCGAAAGAAGAGGAAGGUUGGGAAUUCAAGAGACGAGGAAUUGGUGCCGGAAGUCAAUGAUGAGGCAGAGGAGGAGGAGGAUGAGGCAGAAGACCUGGAGGCUCAAGAACCUACGGACGACGAAGAUGAGGAUGACAAGGGUGACAGCGAUGAUGAAGAUGCCACCGAUCCUUUCGACUCGCAUUUCUCUGUCCCAACUGAAGACGACCUAUCUCCGAAGAUCCAGGCCGUGGAGAAAAAUAACUGGAAUAUGGCCAAAAAGGAGGUUAAUGGUUUGCGAUUAAUUCGCAGUAUCCCGAAACAGGACGGAAGUGAGGCAACUUUACUACCGGCGAUGAAGAGCAUGGCGAAUGUCAAGCUCAAAAGAAAACUGGUAGCUCCCGCUAAGGAGUACAUCCCCAGUAUCGAAGGCCACGCCCAGCACCUUGCGCCAUACAUCUUCGACUAUCAGGACGUCUUGUACGGUUCCAGGACGAGUGAGAACCAGGAAGCCUUGCGGGAUCUUUUGGCCGUCCACGCCGCAAACCAUGUGAUCAAGACUCGAGACCGCGUGUUGAAGAACAACGCACGCAAUGCCAAGGAGCCGGACAAUGACCUCGACCUUCGAGACCAAGGAUUCACAAGACCCAAGGUGCUUUACCUCCUGCCUACGCGACAAGCUUGUGUGCGGGUGCUUGACUCCAUCACCAAAUUUUACCAACCGGAACAGCAAGAAAACAAGAAGCGGUUCAUGGACACUUUCUCCGGACCUAAAGAUCAGGGCUGGGAGAAUAAGCCCGAGGACUUUAAGGACUUGUUUGGUGGAAAUGACGAUGACAUGUUCCGCUUGGGUCUGAAGUUUACUCGGAAGACGGUCAAAUACUUUGCGAAGUUCUACAACUCGGACAUGAUCCUGGCGAGUCCGCUUGGGUUACGGACCAUUAUGGACCAAGCAGACGCCAAAAAACGAGACCACGAUUUUCUGUCAUCGAUAGAAGUGGUGAUUGUCGACCACGCGGACGCACUGCAAAUGCAAAACUGGGACCACGUCGACUACGUUCUGCAACACCUGAACCAGCAACCGAAGCAAGCACACGGAUGUGACUUCAGUCGUGUACGGUCGUGGUACUUGGACAACCAAGCGCGACACGUCCGACAAAUGGUCGUGGCCUCUUCAUACGUGACACCAGAGAUCAACUCGGUUUUCUCAUCGCACAUGCAGAACGUAGCUGGCAAGAUCAAGGCCACACCAGUCUAUAAUGGCGCGAUCACAGAAGUACCACUACCCGUGUCCCCGAAACAAGCAUUCGCGCGAUUCGACUGUCUCAGACCAGAUAAGGAUCCCGAUGCGCGAUUCAAGCACUUCACGACAACCAUCCUCUCUUCACUGGUCAAGGACAUUACGGCUGGGCGCGGCAGGAACCCCGCAGCAGGGGGUACAUUGAUUUUCAUUCCGUCAUAUCUGGACUUUGUCCGUGUACGCAACUACUUCGCGACAUCGCAGCAGACAACUAACGUCUCUUUCGGCGCGAUCUCCGAAUACACAGACGCGCGGGACAUGAUGCGCGCGCGAUCGCAUUUCAUGAACGGGCGACAUUCGGUGCUGUUGUAUAGUGAACGUUUACAUCACUUCCGACGAUUCGACAUCCGCGGCGUCAAACGCAUUGUUAUGUACGGUGUACCUGAGAACCCGAUCUUCUGGAAGGAGGUUGUCGGGUUCCUGGGGAUCGAUCCGACGGAAGUUGUCGAGAAUGCGGAGAGAGGGGUGCGGGCGAUUUUCUCGAAAUGGGAUGCGAUGAAACUGGAGCGGAUUGUCGGGACGGAGCGGGUUGGCAAUAUGUUGCGAGAGCGGGGAGGGGAUUUGUUUACUUUUGUAUAG